UUUUCAGAUAACAAGUAAAACAAAACCAUAGGUUGGUGGGGGGGAAUUUUGCACCCUCUUUUCUGUUCAACCUCUUUUCCUUUACACCCUUUUCCAACUUUUCUUUCCUUUGUCAAUAGCAUGAGCAGCAAAGUUUUGAAAUUUGAGUAUAUAUCUCUCUCAUGUUUUAUAAAUGGGUAUUGCUCAAAAAACAGAUAAGCUACCCCAAAAAAAAAAAAAAUAAAUAAAUAAAGGUUUUUUAAGGUUUUUUCUUUUUUCUUUUUUCUUUUUUUUGAGGAGGGUUAAAACACAGUCAAGAAUCAUCACUUUAUCUGCCUGCUAAACAACACCACAGAAGUGUCUUCUUCAACUGGUUAAGGUUUCUCAUUUUUCAAGACUAAGCUGAGGGUUGUGGUGUGAGUGAGUAGAGCAGAUUUCAUGGAAGCAAAAUUUUGUUAGUUUUUGUCACUCUGGUUUGUGAACAAGGCGCCUUUGACAGAGACUUCUGAAACAUCAAUUUAUCAUUCCUUGUAUAUCGAGCUAUAUACAUUGAGGAUUGAGGGUUCAGGAAAAUUAAGUUCUGAAGGCUUCUUGUGGUCUUUAAUCGGCAUAUCAUGCUCCAGUAAAGUACAAGCAGGAUCUCAUAUCUCAUUAAAAAUGGAUGUCAAAGAAGCAGAGAGAGUAGUCGUGGCUAAACCAGUAGCUUCAAGGCCUUCUUGUUCGAAUUUUAGAUCUUUCUCAGAGCUCCUUGCUGGUGCCAUUAAUGCCUCACCUAGUAAUGCUUGUUCUGAAACUGCAGUAGCUGCAAUUAGACCAAAAACAGUGAGGUUCAAGCCAGGGGUGAAUCGUGCCCCAACAACAGUGGUUUCUUCCCAGGCAGAACUCCCGGCAACAACAGUUUGCAAUUCAUUUGAUAAUAAUGUUCCAAAGUCAGAUAGUAAACCCUCAUUGGUUUAUAAACCACAGGCAAAACUUGUCUCAAAGACUACUGUUUCUCUCUUGGCAAAUAUGGGGAACUUCAGUAGUAGUCAUCAACAAACACUGCUAGCAGUUGAGGCAAGAGCUCAACAAAUGAACCAAGAAAAGCAAAAUUUCCAACCCCAGAUCAACUCAAAUAUUCACCAGAGUACUCCAUCACGUGCUGAAACAGAGCAGACAAGUGAACCCUCCAAGAUAUCUCAGAACAUGGAUGAGGAUCCAAAAGGUUUACCUGCUAAUACUGAUAGACCCUCCUAUGAUGGCUAUAAUUGGAGGAAAUAUGGGCAAAAACAAGUAAAAGGAAGUGAGUAUCCGCGAAGUUACUACAAGUGCACUCACCCAAAUUGUCCUGUGAAAAAGAAAGUUGAAAGAUCAUUUGAUGGACAGAUUGCAGAGAUUGUCUAUAAGGGUGAACACAACCAUGCAAAGCCUCGGCCUCCCAAGCGCAAUUCAUCAGGGACUCAAGGGACAGGAGUUCCUUCUGAUGGAACUGGUCAAGAUGCCAACAAUUCAUUAUGGAGCAAACAACAGAAUGAAAGGAAUGAAGGCUCUGAAGGUAGAGUUGAGAAUGAGAAUGAAGUAGGAUUACCGGCACAUUCAUCUUAUCAGGGAAAAGCUUCAGUACCUUACGAACCAGUUGCCACCGGAGCAAUUAAUACUGGUGGUGGAACUUCUGAAAAUUCUUGUGGUCUUAGUGGUGAAUGUGAGGAAGGAAGCAAGGAGGGAGAAGAUGAGGGCCAGAGAAGUAAGAGAAGAAAAAGUGAGAUUCAAUCCAGUGAAGUAGGCAUUUCUGGAGAAGGUGUCCAAGAUCCCCAAGUUGUGGUGCAGAAUACCACAGAUUCUGAGAUUUUGGGGGAUGGCUUUCGCUGGAGAAAAUACGGGCAGAAAGUUGUGAAGGGAAAUCCAUAUCCCAGAAGUUACUACAGAUGCACAAAUCUCAAAUGCAACGUGCGCAAGCAUGUUGAAAGAGCAUCAGAUGAUCCAAGAUCUUUUAUCACAACAUAUGAGGGGAAACACAACCAUGAGAUGCCACUUAAGAACACAGCUCCUGUGGUAUCUGAACCAGAAUCACAUGCCCCUUCUAGUAAAGACAAGGCAUGACUACAGGGAAGGAAAAUCAUUGCCUAUGUAUGCCAGCAUGAUUUCUGGUCCCAAAAACAGUCAUAGGAAAUUAUAAGUAUUCCAUCUUGUUGCUACCAAACAACAGGAGAAAUUCAGAAGCCGGCCAUGAAUUUAGGCUGUGGAGGCUUCUUGUUGAUGGCAGUUUUAUAUUGGAACUCAAAUUAUCAGAGUGGAGACAUCCUUUUCCUAAAAUCUUCACCUUAUUAUUUUCUUUUCCAUUUGUUUUUUACAUAAUAUAAAUAAGUACUUGCACAUGUCCUUGUCUGUGAUAUAUGAGUACUUGUAGUUUUGUUCCCAACUAUUCUAGAAUUUGUAUUGUAAGAAUUUCAAAUAGGUUCAGAAUCUCUGUUUCCAAGAUUCUAUGUUUGAAAUUACAAAUGGAAGGAAGAACAUUCUGUUCUGUUCUGUUCUGUCUGUUUUUGCACUGUAUCUGCUUCUUCAUCCCCUGCAUGUUCUUUUUCUUUCCAUGUUUUUAACAUGCACUUUCUUCUAGCAUCUUCUGGAAUCAAUCAAUAACCAGUGCUUGCUUUU
Messenger RNA from Rubroshorea leprosula, 2610 nucleotides. The record is from the annotation of a GenBank genome assembly. NCBI's taxonomy places the organism in Eukaryota, Viridiplantae, Streptophyta, Magnoliopsida, Malvales, Dipterocarpaceae.